GAGGUUCUAUAUCCGGAAACCCUAGAUUUCUCCUUUCCCCUUUGCCCUUUCCCCAACCGGAACUCGUCCCCCGUACUAAAACACUCCAAUCCAUCGCUUCUGAAAAAAAGAAUUCCCUCGCCAUGCCCGGUCCCACUUCACUCUCUCUGAUGCCAUCGCCGUCGUCCCCACCGUUGCCAUCGCGGCCGGUGUCGGAUCUCUUAAUCUAUAACCCUACCCCUGUUCCUUCCUCUGGCGCCAUCAAUGCUGUGCCCCUUCAGAUGCAGCCGGAUACAGCGGAUCCAAAAGGCGCCGGCGGGAAGAAACGCGACGGAGGCUCUUCAAAGGAUCGGCACACGAAGGUGAACGGGCGUGGGAGGAGAGUACGGUUGCCGCCUAUCUGCGCGGCGAGGAUCUUCCAGUUGACGCGGGAACUCGGUCAUAAAUCCGACGGGCAGACCAUCGAGUGGCUUCUUCGUCAGGCGGAACCCUCUAUCCUCGCCGCCACUGGUAGCGGAUUCACUCAAACCCCUUCCGCCGCCCCAUCGCCUGCGUCCCCACCACCGCCACCACCGCAGCCCACUGGUUUCUUCCAGUUCAGCGGUAUUAUGGACUACGGUGCUGCCUUUAAAGGAUUUGGUUUCCCCGCCGUUUCUGACGGAGGAGAAGAUUUGGGGGUGGGAUUCCGGCAUAUGCCGUACUACACGGCGAUGCUGAUGCGUCCGGUAACCGCCGAUGAUGACGACAGCCGCGCCGUUUUAUUGCAACAGGAGGAUUAGCUGACUUUUUUUUUUUUUUUCCUUUUAGGAUUGUAUGAUUUGUAGUGAGAGUAAUUCUCUGAAUAUCAGAACUCAUAAUAUGGAUAUGGUUGUUCAUGGUAUUUUGAAGUGGUAUACAGGCUACCUAACCUUUUACUAUUUAUGGAGGUAAAUUUUUAGUAAAA
Messenger RNA from Dendrobium catenatum, 922 nucleotides. RefSeq names its product transcription factor PCF1. Gene Ontology annotation, cellular component: nucleus. The record is from RefSeq and is a predicted model, not a curated record. The transcript has a single exon. Gene Ontology annotation, molecular function: sequence-specific DNA binding; DNA-binding transcription factor activity. NCBI's taxonomy places the organism in Eukaryota, Viridiplantae, Streptophyta, Magnoliopsida, Asparagales, Orchidaceae. The coding region runs from base 123 to 758 and encodes 211 amino acids.